Messenger RNA from Trifolium pratense (red clover), 953 nucleotides. Its product is annotated as NDR1/HIN1-like protein 1. Gene Ontology annotation, biological process: defense response to other organism. The transcript has a single exon. The record is from RefSeq and is a predicted model, not a curated record. NCBI's taxonomy places the organism in Eukaryota, Viridiplantae, Streptophyta, Magnoliopsida, Fabales, Fabaceae. The coding region runs from base 127 to 780 and encodes 217 amino acids.
CUAGCGCUAGAAACAUUUUCUAAAUUUGGAGAAUAGAGAUUUCAACACAACCACACAAGCAACUCACACCAUUUACAUUUUCUAAGCUUGCAUAGUUGAGCAAUUAAUUAUAGCAACCACCACACCAUGUCCAUAAAAGAAUGUGGCCACCACGACGAUGAAGGCCGCGGCCUCCUCCGCCGCAUAAUCGCCGCCACUGCCUUCAUUUUCCUAAUCCUCCUAACCAUUUUCCUAAUAUGGAUCAUCCUUAGACCAACAAAACCACAUUUCAUAAUCCAAGAUGCAACAAUUUACACUUUCAACAUCUCAUCACCAAAUUCUUCACCAUUUCCUAUUCCAAACACACUAACCCUCACAAUGCAAAUCACACUCUCAACUCACAACCCAAACAAAAGAAUAGGAAUUUACUAUCAAAAACUUCACGUGUAUGGUUCUUAUAAAAACCAACAAAUCUCACUACCAACUUCAAUUCCUGAUACUUACCAAGGUCAUAAAGAUUUUACCAUUUGGUCGCCGUUUAUUUACGGUGUUGGUGUUCCGGUUUCGCCUUUUACACUUAGCUCAAUGCAACAGGAUCAGAAUAACGGAAUGGUUUUGGUUAACGUCAAAAUUAACGGAAGGGUUAAAUGGAAGGUGGGAACUUGGAUCUCUGGGAGGUACCAUCUUUUUGUUAAUUGUCCUGCUUAUGUUCGGUUCGGUGGUGAUCGGAAUAACGGCGUCGGAGUUGUUGCUCCGGCAGUUAAGUUUCAGCUUUUGCAAAAAUGUAAAGUUGAUGUUUAGUUUUUUUUGUUGUUUUUGUUUACUGUGUUAGAAUUGUUAGUUCAUGCUUAUUUUGCUCCACCAUAUGUAACUUUUUGCUGUUCACGAAUUUCUUGAGUGCUAUCUUCUAUUUCUUAUAGUUUCACUCUAAUACAAAGUAAAAAUUAGUAUAAAAAGUUGAGUUAUUUUUUAAU